CAUCCAUUGGCAAUCGACCGACGACAUGGGUCAGCCCUUGUUUUGGCCUGGACUUUGACUUCAAUAUUUCACAUUCAAUCAGUACACUUGCACAUGACAAGAUUACGGUAUCUAAUCUGGUUGAAGCAAACGGUAUCACAUCGGUUCCUGGUGCUCCCUUUUCAAAGUGAUUGGCUUUUUGUCAGUCUUUUGUCAUCAGAAAGGACCUUUUAUGAUCCCAGAGCCUUAUCAAUAAAACGUAGUGCUGUUUUGAGUAACAAGAAGUUUAGGAAGGCCGCUACUGGCUUCAGACAUGCAUCAUCCUCUCAUUCUCUUGUAGACCUCAGCCGCAUAAGAAUGGCUGACAAGAAGCACCGUCAGGACACAGGGCGGUAUGGCUCUGGCAGGAAAGGUCAAGGUCGGGCUCCUCUUGCAUCGAGUUCGAAAAACUUGUUUCGUUUAGAUAGUUUUCAUAUUGCUAGUAGGGUUCAGUCAGUCGUCGGGGAGUCCAAGAGGAAUGGAGUUGAUGCAGCAGCGGAUUUGCCUGAGGAGGGAGAACUGUGUGAGUCUUCAACGAGGCUACAGAAAGCCAAGUCUAAGCCAAAGUCUGAAGUACAUCGACCAGUAUACUCACCACAACGCAAUGACAAAGAAAAACAAGUAAAUUCACACUUUUUUUUCCAGGAACAAUCAAGACCAAAGAAAUAUGAAAGUUGGUCCAAGAAGGGAAAUAGAAAAAGGGUAGAUAACAAAGGGCGAAGAGGACAGUCAUCAAAAAGUCCAAGCCUUUCUUCAGUGCAGGACGAUUCUCCUGGAGGGAAUGUUAGCAGUGCUGUUGGAGUAAAAGGAAAAGAUCCAGAUAAAACUAAGGCUAAACGAUCUAGAAGGCAUAAAAAACACAGCCAAGUGAUGCACGAAGGGCUUUCAGUGAAAAGUGGACAUCCAAGCUCUGCAGACAGUGUGGUUGAUGAAGAGAAAGUGAUGAUUAUCAGCAUGAGAGAGAGGUCUGUUCCUUCUGGUUAUAAUUUAAUGACUUCUGAGGGUGGGAAUCCUGUUGACUUUGCAGAGGUGGAGGAGGGGGAGAUAGUGGAAGAGUCUGAUGAAAUCAGAGGAACUUGUGAUGGUUUUGUAGAACAGAAAAGAAAUCAUGGUAAUCGUCGUAGACGAUCAGGAAAGAGACGUAGACGAAAAAGGUCUGAAAGCCAAGAGGAUGCAGCAACAAACGAUGAGAAACAAAGACGUGAGAAAAGGCAUGAAUUCAGCAGGAAGACAAAAAGACAAAGAGAGACUGAAAGACGAGAUGAGUGUAGAAAGGAAGAGAAUGAUAUAUCGGUGGGUUCUGUUUCACAUCUUAUGUCUCAGGCUAGGGCUCCAGAUGUUGUAAGGAGGUUCAAUAAAGUCAGGAUGGAAGCUGGAAGAAAAAAUGCUGAUAACUACGAAGUAGUGUGUGUGUCCAGCUCUGAUGAAGCAAGUUCUGACAGAAAUGUUCAUCCCAAAGCUGCUGAUUCUGCGACUGAAACUCAGCCUGAAAUAUACAGGGAAGAUGAAGUCACUGGCACAGACUGUAGUAACAAAAAUCUGGAAGGGAAAGGUCAAAGCUUCGAGUAUCUUGAGAACUGGACUUCUCACUGGGGAGCAGACAUAAGCAGUAUUCCUCUCCCUCCUGAGGCUGUAAAGAAUACAUUGGAGAAGUCGAUACAGGUCGCCUCUGGUGGUAGAAAUCAUCAAACAAAAGAGACUGAUGACUCAGAACAAGCCAAAUUCAGUAUUAGCAAAUCUCCCUCAGAAGAGAGGUCCUUGGGCAGCAAUAGUGCAGCAAAAGAGGCAGAGGCCUGUGGUAGCAGUUGCAAAACUUCACAAUCUGACUUGUGGAAAUCAGAUUUAUCCUCUGAUGCCCGUCCUCUGUGGCUGGAAGCUCUCACUUCUGAAGCUCAGGCAUACGCCACCCGUCAGCAAACUUUCUCCUUCAGUAUACAGCAACAGCCACAGCACAGAGCCAUCAAUAAUCCUUCUCAAAAUGUUCCCACUGAUCGGUUUCAGGGAUGGACUGACCAGGAUCAGCACAACUCUCUGCCUGCACAGUCACUGGACCAACGCAGAACUUUGUCUAAUUCAAAUUCCCAAGGUGCACCCAAAGCCUUUCAAUCUUUGUCUCCUCAAACUCAAAACCAGAGUAUUAUGAAUCAAGAAAGCCUGCCUAAGCGAGACUUUGCUUACCAUCAAAACAUUCCAAACUCUUCCUCACAGCUAUUGUCUCCAGUUUCUGGAUUGAGUUCUCACUCUCUAAAACAAAACAGUGAGGUGUCAUCACUCAGACCUAUGACCCCUGGUAAUUCAAGUGGAGCAACUGGCAGAGACUUUGAUCGACGGCCUUUUUCAGCCCCUCAGUCUCCUCAUUGCCCGCCUGGUAAUCAGCAUGCUAGUCCCCUCUCUACGUCGUCAUCUGGCCAUAGACAGUGCCAGUCUGAUGCUGUCUCCUGGCAACAAAAGCCACAAGGAGCAGGGGAAGAUGUCGCGCAGAAGAAAUCUAUGCAGUUCCCUUCCUGCUCGGAGGUGACACACAGCCAGCGAAAUUGGCACACAGUCCGGGCAAUGGAUGACCGUGUGCCAGGGUCUCUCGAGUUCUCGGUCAUGUCUUACAACAUCCUGUCCCAGAACCUGCUGGAGUUUCAUCCAUACCUGUAUGGACAAUGUGAGAAGGAGAACCUCAAGUGGAGGAACAGGGGCCCUGCCUUGGUGCAGCAGAUACUGGCUCACAAUGCAGAUGUGUUGUGCCUGCAGGAGGUUCAAGAGGAUCAUUGGGUCUCUCUGCUCCGUGGAGCUUUCCAUGCUCAUGGUUACAGAAGCUUCUACAAAAGGAAGCCUGGCAACAAGUGUGAUGGCUGUGCCGUUCUGUACAAGGCCGACAAGUUCAACCUGCUCCGCGCCGUUCCCGUGAAUAUGGACAGAGGUGGGAUCUUGGAUCGUGAGAACGUGGGGGUCAUUGUCCUGCUGGAGCCACGGUCAGACGUCUACUCUGGGGCGGUGCGCAGACUUUGCGUGGCCACCACCCACUUGCUGUUCAACCCCCGGCGUGGAGACGUGAAGCUGGCACAGCUUGUUCUUUUCUUAGCGGAGAUUGACAAGCAAGCUUACCUCGACCCUGACUGUUGGCCUAUUGAGAAGUGUCCAGAUGCCACUGGUGUGGGUGUUCCGCAGAGUGGUCAGGCCAAGAUAGACCGGGACGCAGAAGAUAGAGUGAGGGGGCCUGGGGCUGGGGCAAGGGUUACUGAUGCUUCUGGUGUUCAAUUUCCAAGUCAGGGGGCAAAGUUGAAAGCAUCACUGACCGGUGAUAGGACUGCUGAUAAAUGUGAUAUAUUUGGGUAUGAACAAAUGAGGGAAAGUAUCACUGGGAUUUCAGGAACGGCAUCUCCUAGAAUGGAGGAAGAUAGGGAUUGCACUGCAAGCAAAACUGCGUAUUGCCCUAUUAUCCUGUGUGGAGAUUUCAACUCUGAGCCCUGGAGUGAUUUUUAUAAAUUUGUCACGUCCGGAGAGCUUCAGUACCAGGGUCUCAUUUCUCGUCUAAUUUGCGGUCAAGAAGAAGGUCAGACCCUUGGGACAAAUUUGAUAAUUCCUCGUGUUCUUAUGCCGAAUCACCUGAAGAUCUCAGAGCAUUGUCAGUUCAAACAUGUUGCAGACUCUAGAUGGUAUCAGACGUGUCGCAGGAAAAACAAAGCGGGUGUGCCAGUGGGUAAGAGACAACCGUGGGCUAGCAACACGGGCAGACUUCAUCACGCCAUGAAUCUGAAGUCAGCUUACAGACAUUUUGCUGAUUGUCCGGGCCCCGUUGUGAAAGAAGUGAGUACCUUCCACCUCCGUGCUUCUUGCACUGUGGACUACAUUUUCUUCUCCUCUGGUUCUUGCAGCCGCAGUCAUGAUCGUUUCAAGGACUCUGAGUGUUUUCAACAUUUACAGCAUUCAGAUUCAAGCCGCGCUACGGCAAACAGACUUGGUUAUGCCGUCCCGCGUUCUGUUGACCGUGACUGCGACAACAGUGUGCAGUGUGCCAUGUCAGUUCCUGACACGAGUGACAAUGACGCUUUGGUCCUGUUGUCUCGCUAUCGACUGCUGACUUCUGAAGAGGUGUCCCGCACAGGCUACAUGCCCAAUGCAAUGUUCCCCUCUGAUCACCUGUGCCUCAUAGCCAGGUUCCUGUUGAGAUAACCGCGGCUGUUUUUUGUUUUUGGAGAAUUUUAGUGAAAAAAAUGAUGAGGAACAGAAUGAAGCUGAGACUGUGAAGACAAAUAACUCGGGGAGAAAGCCCUUGUUGUGUCUGCUUGUUACGUUCAUCAAGCUAUCGUGCUUGUUUUUGCGUCAUUGUGAGAGAACUGUCUGUUGUCUGUUUCGAUUAUAAUGUCUUCUGAUGGAUGGAAACCCACGUCCUUCCUUUUCCUUUUUUUGUUUAUCUUACUUUUUCCCAAACCUGAAUGACCAUUAUUGUGACGAUGAGCGCUUCUCUUUACUCAAAAAGACCCAAAUAAUUACUGUUUGUUUUCUUCUCAUUUCCUAUCAAUGUCUGCCCCUCCAUACCAUUUCCAGCAGCUAUAGCGGAUUUGUCAAAAAUGUGUUGCUUAAUGGUUUGACGUUCCUACCAUAGAGUCAUUCAACAUAAAAAUGCUGACAAGAAUCCUCUCUCUCUUGCCCUUUUUAACUCCCAGUGGAGCACAGGCCGUCAACAACCUUACUCCAGCGAUGCCUGUCCUGAGCAUCAUUUUCCUGUCCUGAGCAUUAUUUUCUAGCUGUUUCCAUGAUGUCCCCAUUUU
Aplysia californica (California sea hare) is the source of this 4781-nucleotide messenger RNA. RefSeq lists its product as uncharacterized. The coding region runs from base 94 to 4182 and encodes 1362 amino acids. Lineage: Eukaryota; Metazoa; Mollusca; Gastropoda; Aplysiida; Aplysiidae. Gene Ontology annotation, molecular function: 3'-5'-RNA exonuclease activity. The transcript is spliced from 5 exons. The record is from RefSeq and is a predicted model, not a curated record.